AUGGCAACAGCUUCUACUGUUGAUCAUCCCAAGAUGGCGGACGAGGAGAAAGCCACGGCGCUCCCAGUUGCUACUGAAGCCAAGAAACGUCGGGCACCUAAAGCUCCAGAGCUUCCCAUUGUGGAGAGGAGAAACUGGCUAAUCCACCAGCACUACAUCCGCAAAGACUAUGAUACCUGUAAGGCCAUCAUCAAAGAACAACUGCAGGAGACUAAUGGAAUGUGUGAAUAUGCCAUAUAUGUUCAAGCACUAAUCUUACGUCUUGAGGGCAAGAUCCAACAGUCCCUGGAGCUGUUUCAGAGCUGUGCCAUCCUUAACCCCAGCAGCGCUGACAAUCUCAAGCAAGUGGCCAGAUCACUAUUUCUCCUGGGAAAGCACAAAGCAGCCAUUGAAUUCUAUCACGAAGCUGCAAGGCUCAACGAAAAAGACUGGGAGAUCAGUCAUAAUCUGGGAUUGUGCUAUUUCUUCAUCAAAGACUUCAAAAAUGCUGAAGAGCAUCUUAACAUAGCUCUCCAGAUAAAUAAGCACGACAAGACUUUCAUGAUGCUUGGGAAGGUUCAUUUGCUGGCUGGAGAAACGGACAAGGCCAUCGAAGUGUAUAAGAGGGCGGUGGAAUUCUCUCCGGAGAACACUGAACUCCUGACUACUCUAGGCCUGCUGUUUUUACAGCUUGGGAAAUACCAAAAAGCUUUUGAGCACCUUGGAAAUGCCCUCACUUUUGACCCCAACAAUUACAAGGCCAUCCUGGCUGCCGGCAGCAUGAUGCAGACCCAUGGGGACUUUGAUGUGGCCAUGAACAAGUAUCGAGUGGCAGCAUGCGCCGUCCCUGAGAGCCCCCCUCUCUGGAACAACAUCGGCAUGUGCUUCUUUGGAAAAAAGAAAUAUGUAGCUGCCAUCAGCUGUCUGAAGCGGGCCCACUACUUGUCUCCUUUUGACUGGAAGGUGUUGUACAACCUGGGUCUGGUACACCUGACCAUGCAGCAGUAUGCCUCGGCCUUCCACUUCCUCAGCGCAGCCAUCAACCUGAACCCGCGAAUGGGGGAACUGUACAUGUUGCUGGCAGUGGCCCUGACCAACCUGGAGGAUGUCGAGAACGCCACCAGAGCGUAUGAACAGGCUGUGACGAUGGACGAAUCCAACCCUCUGGUCAACCUGAACUUUGCCAUCUUCCUCUAUAAUCAUGGCGAAAAGAAGGGAGCUCUGGAUCAGUAUCAAGAGAUGGAGAGGAAAGUCAACUUACUUCGAGAUAGCAGUAGCAACUUUGAAUUUGAUUCUGAGCUGAUGGACAUGGCUCAGAAGAUGGGAGCUGCCCUGCAGGUGACAGAGAGUCUGGUGUGGACUAAACCAGGCAAAGACUCCAAAUCAAAACCAAACUCUGCAGCAGCCACUAAAACCCCUGGUGCUCCCCUUGGUACGAACCAAGCUCUGGGCCAAGCCAUGUCUUCUGCUGCGAGCUACAACAAGAACAUCCAGCUGCCAGCAGGAGUUUCCAAAGGCCCCUCCAUGCCCCUUGAGCCAGAGCCAGAUGUGGAGAAGGCCCCCAGUCCACCUACUGAUCCUCCAGGCUCCCCAGAACCUGUUGAGUCUGCCAAACCCAGAACCUCCAAGAGGAAACCCAAGGUGGAGGCAUGACUUAGCUUGGUGACCACAGUCUUUGUCAUAAGAUCGCUCUCGUAUUAUGGAGGUAAUUCUUAAACAGCGACCAGGCAAUUUAUGUUUUUUUAGCUCAGUGUAGUUAGACAUGAAGCCUCGAGUUAUCAGCUUCUAGUUUAGGUACAUGAUGCAAAGACAUUUCAUGUCUUUCACAAUACUUUACACUGAAAAUGGUCAAUGUGCACUUUUUCCAUACUUUUAUUUCAGGAAUAUUGAAUGUCAAUUCACUUUUCAAACCAAAAUUCUGAGAUAAUCUACUGUUUCUUGUAAAUCUAUGUAGACGUGGCAGGUUUGGUGCAAAUGUCAAAACCAGUCGACAAAAACUAGCCGACAAAAUGCCAGUCGGGGCAUUUGUGCAGGUGUAAUGUGAAUGAGCUGAGCAAUAAGGUUAAAUGAUGAAUUUUCCUCGUAAUGACAUUUCUAUGGAAGGCGUGAGUCCUUUGCUGCUGGGAGUCCCAUCAGCUACAUAAAUGUGACGGAAAUGCUGCGACAAUCACUGCUAAAAUCUGAGGAGACAAAGGGAGGCUUUCGAAUAGUUACCAGAUGUUGUUUGUUUGUGUGAUAGGGCUCUUUUUGAGGGUUGAGUGUAAAUAGUGAUACAUGCUUUUAUAUGUGGAUAAAUGUUAUGUUUAUAGAGAGUAAUGUAUUUAAAAUUAAAUAAGAAAC
This is a messenger RNA of Chelmon rostratus (copperband butterflyfish), 2319 nucleotides long. RefSeq names its product Bardet-Biedl syndrome 4 (gene bbs4). Gene Ontology annotation, molecular function: protein binding. Gene Ontology annotation, cellular component: ciliary basal body. Bases 1 to 1632 code for a protein of 543 amino acids. Gene Ontology annotation, biological process: protein localization to cilium; cilium assembly. NCBI's taxonomy places the organism in Eukaryota, Metazoa, Chordata, Actinopteri, Chaetodontiformes, Chaetodontidae. The transcript has 16 exons. The record is from RefSeq and is a predicted model, not a curated record.